Molecule: messenger RNA, 7278 nt
Organism: Lodderomyces oxycetoniae
Lineage: Eukaryota; Fungi; Ascomycota; Pichiomycetes; Serinales; Debaryomycetaceae
Product: RNR1
Exons: 4
Coding region: 1-7278 (2425 amino acids)
Biological process (GO): DNA replication; deoxyribonucleotide biosynthetic process
Cellular component (GO): ribonucleoside-diphosphate reductase complex
Molecular function (GO): ATP binding; ribonucleoside-diphosphate reductase activity, thioredoxin disulfide as acceptor; metal ion binding
Source: RefSeq, a predicted model, not a curated record
AUGGCAAGGACUGCUCCACUGUCUCGCUGCGCUCGAUGCCAAGCCAUGUAUGUCUAUAAGAGAGAUGGUAGAAAAGAGCCUGUGCGUUUUGACAAGAUUACUGCUAGAGUUCAAAGGUUAUGUUACGGUUUAGAUUCGAAUCAUGUUGAGCCAGUUGCAAUUACUCAAAAAGUUAUUUCAGGUGUUUAUCAAGGGGUCACUACAAUUGAGCUAGAUAAUCUAGCUGCUGAGACUGCUGCUACCAUGACCACAAUACAUCCAGACUACGCCGUUUUAGCUGCAAGAAUUGCUGUAUCCAAUUUACACAAACAAACAACAAAACAAUAUUCACAAGUAUCAAGGAAGUUGUAUGAGUAUAUCAACCCGGAAACCGGUUUGCACUCACCAAUGAUUUCAAAAGAGACAUUGGAUAUUAUCAAUGAAAACGAGGACGAAUUAAACUCUGCUAUUGUUUAUGAUCGUGAUUUCAACUACAACUAUUUUGGUUUCAAGACUUUGGAGAGAUCGUAUUUGUUGCGUAUAAAUGGCAAAGUGGCCGAAAGACCACAACAUUUGAUAAUGAGAGUCGCCAUUGGUAUCCAUGGUAGAGACAUUCCCCGUGUUAUCGAGACCUAUAACUUGAUGUCCGAAAGAUAUUUCACUCAUGGUUCACCUUGUUUAUUCAAUGCAGGUACUCCAAAACCACAAAUGUCUUCUUGUUUCUUGAUUGCAAUGAAGGAGGAUUCUAUCGAAGGUAUUUACGACACGUUGAAGACGUGUGCUUUAAUUUCAAAAUCUGCUGGUGGUAUUGGUUUACAUAUACAUAAUAUCCGGGCAACAGGCGCGUACAUUGCUGGUACUAAUGGUACUUCAAAUGGUAUUAUUCCAAUGGUUCGUGUCUUUAACAACACUGCUAGAUACGUUGACCAAGGUGGUAACAAGAGACCCGGUGCUUUUGCUUUGUACCUUGAGCCAUGGCAUAGUGAUAUUUUCGAUUUUAUUGAAAUAAGAAAAAACCAUGGUAAGGAAGAAAUUAGAGCAAGAGAUUUGUUUCCAGCAUUGUGGAUUCCAGAUUUGUUUAUGAAGAGAGUCGAGCAGAAUGGUGACUGGACAUUAUUCUCGCCAAACGAAGCACCAGGCUUAUCCGAUGUUUAUGGUGACGAGUUUGAAGAAUUGUAUGAAAAAUACGUUCGCGAGGGCCGUGGUAGACAAACCAUUAAAGCCCAAAAAUUAUGGUACUCUAUCUUGGAGUGUCAAACAGAAACAGGUACUCCAUUUAUGUUAUACAAAGAUGCUUGUAAUGCCAAGUCGAAUCAAAAGAAUUUAGGUGUCAUAAAAUCUUCUAAUUUGUGUUGUGAAAUUGUUGAAUAUUCGGCGCCAGAUGAAGUUGCCGUUUGUAAUUUGGCUUCAAUUGCAUUACCAUCGUUUAUCGAAAAGGACGAAAAGAAUACUUGGUAUAAUUUUGAUAAAUUACACGAUGUCACCAAGGUGGUUACACGUAACUUGAACCGAGUUAUUGAUCGUAACUAUUACCCUGUUCCAGAAGCCAGAAAGUCGAAUAUGAGGCAUAGACCAAUUGCUCUUGGAGUGCAAGGUUUGGCCGAUGCUUUUAUGAUUUUGAGAAUUCCAUUUGAUUCACAAGAAGCACGGGAAUUGAAUAUUCAAAUUUUCGAAACUAUAUAUCAUGCCGCAGUUGAAGCUUCUGUUGACUUGGCUCAAGAGGAAGGUCCUUAUGAAACGUACCAAGGAUCGCCUGCAUCUCAAGGAAUAUUGCAAUUUGAUUUUUGGAAUAGAAAGCCAACAGAGUUGUGGGACUGGGAUGCAUUAAAGGCAAAGGUUGCCAAGCAUGGUAUGAGGAAUUCUUUACUAGUUGCACCAAUGCCUACUGCAUCAACAUCACAGAUCUUGGGUAAUAAUGAGUGUUUUGAGCCCUAUACAUCCAAUAUUUACUCUAGAAGAGUGUUGGCGGGUGAAUUCCAAAUUGUUAAUCCAUACUUGUUGAGAGAUUUGGUUGAUUUGGGAAUAUGGAACGAUGCCAUGAAGAGUAGUAUUAUUGCCAAUAACGGGUCGGUACAAGGGUUGCCAAAUAUUCCAGACGAAAUCAAGGCACUAUACAAAACAGUUUGGGAAAUAUCCCAAAAGCACAUAAUAGAUAUGGCUGCAGAUAGGUCUGCAUACAUUGACCAAUCGCAAUCAUUAAAUAUUCACAUUAGAGAGCCAACCAUGGGUAAAUUGACCAGUAUGCACUUUUAUGGAUGGAAAAAGGGAUUAAAGACGGGGAUGUACUAUUUAAGAACACAAGCUGCCUCUGCCGCAAUUCAAUUUACAAUCGAUAAGAGAGUGGCAGAAAGUGCAGGUAAUAUUGCAGCUGAUUUGAGCAAAUUGAAUAGAAGAAAGUAUUUGAAUAAAAGGAGGACUAUCACGGGAGAAUCAGACAAUUCAUUUGAUAAUAGUCCAUCAACCGAACCUACGUCACUAGAGACUUCUAUGGCUGAUUUGCAAAUCAACAAUAAAAACGAGGAACCAGAAGAGGAAAAGAGGGAACAAGAAGAGGAAAAGAGGGAACAAGAAGAGGAAAAGAGGGAACAAGAUGAAGACAAAUCAAUAGAAGAGAUUGAAAGUGAUAUCUAUAGUGCUAAAGUGAUUGCUUGUGCUAUUGAUAAUCCAGAAUCAUGUACAAUGUGUUCUGCUAGAAGCAGUAAAAUAGGUCUAGAUUUUGACACAAGUAGUACUGAUGAUAACAAAUCAGCUACUACUACUUGUUCUUCUUCUUCUACUACUACUAAUACUUCCACAGCACUAGAUUCGUAUGUCUACAACACCGAUACUACUAGUAGUAUACCAUUAACCGAUUUCAAAAGUUCUUUUGUUGCUGUGUCCAAUACAAAGAUGUCAAGUGCCCAACUAAUCGCGGGACAAGAUUACGAAUCCGACUCAGACAACGAAGGUAUUCUUGGUGAUAACCAGCAACACCAUACUUUUUCCCCAUCAUAUCCUUCUACUGGCUUGAGUAAAUUUGCAGCCAAAAUCAGACAUUUUUGUCACAAAGUAUGGCAAGGUCCGCUAGAGCCAAAGGAUGAGUUUGCUCCUAUUUUCAAGAGAUUGCUGUAUUUUGAAGAUUUGCCAGUCAAAUUCAGAGAUCGAAUAAAACUUAAACACAGGAGACUCAUUUUGAUUGCAUAUCUAUUAUUUUGGUUUGGUCUCUGCUAUUCAAUAUUGAUACCCUAUUUAAGAGUACCUCCACACUCGUCGGAAAAUCCACAAACUCACGUCUACUCGUUAUCAUGCACAACUCUGACUGAUUUUUGGCAAGGUAAAAAUGCAGCUUGCGGAAUGAAUGGGGAUCUAUGUCCUGAAAUUGAAAACGAGUUGACCAAUGAGGAUCAAGAUGUGAUUAUACGAUGCCCGGCAUUGUGUGAUCGCGGUAGUUGGACUUAUUCCUUAGUUCCAAUCGGCAAUCAGAGAAUCAAAUAUAGAGGUUAUUUUGUUGGUGGAGGGAAUAAGGUGGUGCAUAAAAUUGAUUCCAAUCAAUUAACAAACCCUUAUAGAGCAGACUCUUAUCCCUGCGGUGCCGCAGUACAUGCGGGUCUUGUAUCACCAUUAUGGGGCGGUUGUGCAAGACUAUCCUACAAAAGUAAAGACCAGCCCUAUUUUAAUUCCGCCAAAGGUCAUUUUGGGGUAAAGCCAUCAAUCGCAUUUGAUUCUUUUUUCAAAUCUUCCUUUUUCUUCAAAUCAUUGAGAUCUAAUGGCGAAUAUUUUACAAAAUGCACCGACCCUAGGGUUUUUGUCUUACUUGUCAAUAUCAUAUUAGGACUUCCAAUCAUAUAUCUAGCAAGUGGUGCAGUAGCAUAUUGGACAAUGACCAUUGUUGGUUUUUGGACAAUUUGUUUGGCAACAGAUCCCCCCUUGAGAGUUGAUGCAGCAAAUCCUCAGGAUUUUGCUAAUUUGAUCUCCAUUGGUUUAGAAAGAUUUUUACCAACUUGUUCAAUAUUAUACAUCUUGUGGCACUUUUCGACAAAGAGAACUCUACUGGAGCCAACGCUGCCAAACGAGAAGGUUUCUUACAUAAGUCGGGUCAUCUUGUUCUAUCCCUUUUUUUGGCUAGGGGUAUUGAAUAAUGUUACAUUUGAUAGAUUACCUGUGGAUAGACUAACCAAGGCUGAUUUGAAAGAGCUACCUGAUGCCAUAUUAGCGGUUUCUCUAAUAGUUGCAAUCGUAUGCUUUUGUGCUGUGAUCCAAGCAUACAAGAUCUGGCUUUCUGGUCGGUUUAAAAAAUAUCUACUUGUUUACUCCUUGUUUAUUAUCGGGUUAAUGUGUAUAGCCUUAUUACCGGGACUUACACUAAGGGUACACCAUUACAUAUUAGCCAUGCUAUUGAUUCCUGGUUGUGCCACACGAGGAAGAACAGCAUUAAUGUUUCAAGGUGUUUUACUAGGUUUGUUUCUUUCUGGUGCUUCCAGGUGGGGACUAGCUGCAAUUGCCGAGACCGUAGCUUCUUUGAAAAGAGAUGAUCCACUUGGCACUUUGGUACCGCCAAUAAUCACAGAGUACAACAGAGCUUCGGGUAUGUUAAGUUGGCAGAAGGUACCUUUUAACGGUGGUGAUACCAACAACAACAACAUCUAUACCAAAUACUCUGCCGUCUCAUUGCUCAUCAAUGACAUUGAAGAAUACGUACUGAAUGAUUUGCAAUCAGCAAUCAACUUGAAGGGCUUGCUAACAAACACAUCUACACCACUUUAUAGGUGGGUUGAAAAUAGCUUGAAAAAUGGGUUAAAAGACUCAAGUGAUAAUAUCUUGAUAUAUCUUCGCAUUGGUCUCAAGAUUCCCAAUACAAGAGUAUACAGUGAUUAUUCAAAUGCAGCAGUAUUAAAAUGGCCUAUUGGGGAGCUAACCUUGCCGUCUCCAGAAAAUGAAAUCAAUUUUGAAAAUUAUGGAUUACACUUUGUUGAUGAAGGCAAGUAUUUUAAUGCAAUGCUUUAUUCAACAAGAACACUACCCUUUGUUGUAAACAAUGUCCAACUACACUCAACAUCCAUUCUAUCACUACUAAGUUUUCGAACUGCAACAACUAAAUUUUCUUCCUCGUCUUCCUCGUCUUCCUCGUCUUCUUCUUCUUCACUGAAUCACACACAAGACAUACCAAAAGCAAACGUACGAUGGUUUUAUGCCUCCGAUGUUCCCAUAUCCAAACCAGAAUGGUUCCAUUAUGAAAAAACCAAAGAGCCUGAGUCAUUCAUCCCUUUUUCAGAGUAUGACUCGAAAAUACUUGAAGGCGGGUUUUUGAGACAAGUAUCUCAUCCAGUAGAGGUAAAUGAAGAUAAAUUGUUUCAAGUGGAUGUUGCGAAAUUGCAGUUGGAGCCUGUUUAUUGGGAUGGGCCAGUGUAUGAGGUAAGGAGGGGUAUCUGGUUUAAUAGUGACGGUGCACCUUUACCGAAUGAAAUUGCAAAAGAGAUUGAAACUGGUUACAAGUUGGUUAAGCCGUAUUUGUUUGAAGCCAAAGCGAACGAGAAGAAACCAAAGUUGAAUAAAGAUAGAAUCUCCAAGUUCAAUGAUAUGCAGAAAAAGAAGCAGGAAAAAGCGGAACUAAAGGAGGAGCGGAAGGCGGAAGAGACUAGAGCAAUUGAACAAAAGGACGUUUACAAGUUAAGCAAUGGUCAACACGUAUUGUACUUUAACAAAAACCAGGCUGUUUUAUUCCCCGAAAACUAUGAUUCUGACUUCCAAAUGGAUGUGAUUAGAUCAUUUGGCCCCAAUCCCGUGUCAUUACUUGGCGUUGACCAUAUACAGCGUGGAUACACAGAAGAAUUUAAAAAGACACUUUUUGCUAAAAUUCAGGAGAAUCCACUUCCAAGCAUUGCCGAUAGCUUCCAAAAGGAAUUUGGAUUUGUUUUCGGGUCUAAAGCUGGUGAUAAUGUGAAAGGGAAUGAAGUAGUAGUAGAAACGGUUGAUAGCGAAACUGAAAACCAAAUUGAUGACAAGCACAUGCAACAUUACCUUGAGGAAGACUAUGAUCUGGACACUUCGAAAACAAAAUCAAAUAGAACAGUUGACCAUUUGAUAUUAUGCAUACAUGGAAUCGGUCAAGUUUUGGGCAGUACGUACGAGUCAGUUAAUUUUACUCACAAUGUUAACGUUCUCCGAAGUAAAAUGAGAAAAGUAUUUGAAGAAAACGAAGAGUAUCAUAAAUUAGCCUAUACUAAAGGUCAAGAGGAUAAACUGAACAACAGGAUUCAAGUCUUGCCCAUUUCAUGGAGACAUCGUGUUGAUUUCUCACCAAGAAAAACAAAAAAAGAAAACGAAAAUUCACAAUUGCCUACAUUAUCACAAAUCAACGUUGAUGGAAUAAAAGCACUACGAAACGUUGUUGGCGACGUUGUGCUCGAUGUAUUGCUAUACUAUCAACCGAAAUAUCUCCAGCAAAUAUUCACAGCAGUAAUAUCUGAGCUCAAUCGAGUAUGUAAACUAUACAAGCAAAGAAAUCCAAAUUUCAAGGGUAAAAUUCACAUAUUUGGCCACUCGUUAGGAUCCGCUAUUGCAUUCGACAUUCUAUCCCAACAAUCAGGAACCUUGAAUGGUCCUCCGCUUGAACUUGACAAAGAUAUCGAUUUCGACGUUGAAAACUUGUUUCUUGUGGGCUCUCCUGUGGGAAUGUUCAAACUUUUAGAAGGAAAGAAUAUUAGAGCAAGAUGUUCACCCUCGAGUAAGUCUGAAAAACAUUCCGAAACCAUUGUUUCCCCCAAAUGUCGAAACUUGUACAACUUAUUUCAUCCCUGUGAUCCAGUAGCAUACAGAAUAGAACCAUUAGUCUUUCCAAGAUUUGGAGAUUUCAAAGCCGUGCCGGUGAAUUUCGCAGUCAAGGGACUUGAUAGCCAAAUACAAGGGUUAGCAAGUAUAGGUGAUGAAAUAUCAGAAAAAAUACUUUCUGCAGCAAGGUGGUUAAAGCUUACUAAAAACACGGAAAAAGAGGAGGGCGAUGCCAAACUAGAAGGGAAAAGUGCUGAGGAACGAGCUGCUCAGGAAAAUGCUUUGGGUGAUUUAAUUACAAGCAUUGCAUUUUCGGAUGCUAAAGAAGUUGAAAAAGCUACAAAAAUGUCAACUGAUUUAAAAUUCACCAAAGAUGAGUUGACUGAACUUGCUGCAUUGAACGAAUCAGGAAGAAUUGAUUAUAGUUUACCCAUGGGUGUGCUUGAUUUUUCCCUUGUUUCUGCCGUGAGUGCUCACAUUUCGUAUUUUGAAGAUGAGAACACAGCUGGCUUUAUAUUGAAACAAGUUUUAUCCAAAACUCAACCGCGUUAA